GAACAUGCGACUUCUUAGAACAGAACUGGAACAACAGAAACAGGAUGGAGCUGAUAAAGAAUCGAGAAUUAACUUCCUAACAGCGGAGCUGGAGCGUCUGGAAAAACUGAUAGUUGAACUCAAUCAACAACUUAAUAAUCAAUAUCUUAAAGAGGAGCUGGAGCGUCAAGGAAAGCUUAUAGACGAACUUGUAAAGGAAUCGGUAAAGCAUACUUUAAGCUCUCAUCCAGUCAAUUGUAGCGACGCCAAGUCUAGUGGGAUCAGUGAAAUACUUAUCUCCAACUUUAGUAGUGAACCCUUUAAAGUAGCCUGCGAUGCAGAGACUCAAGGUGGAGGAUGGACGAUAAUCCUGAGGCGAAUGGAUGGAAGUGAGGACUUCUAUCGCAACUGGACGGAAUACAAAGAGGGAUUCGGAGAUCUGAAUGGCGAGUUUUUCUUAGGAUUGGAUAAAAUACACACAUUGACGACAGAGAGCAGGCAGGAAUUACUUGUUAUCCUUGAGGACUUCGAGGGAAAUGAAGCGUAUGAGUCGUAUGAGGAAUUUGGAAUCGGUAAUGAGGCUCAAAAAUAUGUCAUACAUACUUUGGGCAAAGCGAAUGGAACGGCUGGUGACUCACUCUCAGUUCAGCGUAACAUGGAGUUUUCUACCUAUGAUCGAGAUAAUGAUUUUUGGAUUUUUGGCAACUGCGCCGUACACAGCACUGGUGCCUGGUGGUACGUUGCUUGUCACACCAGCAAUUUGACGGGAAGGUAUAACGAUAACACCUUGAAGAAGGGCGUCAAUUGGUACACUUUUAAAGGUUAUGAAUACUCACUCAAAAGAGCCGUCAUGAUGAUACGGCCAAAGAAUUAAACUCUAAGACUCUACAAUAUCAAAAUCUUUUCUAAUAUUCUAAAGUAUCCUUAAUCUCAGGGACCGAAAAUAAUGAUUAUUAUUUUUUCUUAAUAAAAAAACA
This is a messenger RNA of Drosophila innubila, 956 nucleotides long. RefSeq names its product ficolin-2-like. The record is from RefSeq and is a predicted model, not a curated record. The transcript has 2 exons. Lineage: Eukaryota; Metazoa; Arthropoda; Insecta; Diptera; Drosophilidae. The coding region runs from base 5 to 853 and encodes 282 amino acids.